AUUGGUGAAUAAGAUUAUUAGCUUUCCCCUGGUCAUCCUUCAGUUUCCGGUAUUUACGGCACACUAUUCAAGUAGCGUUUUAUCGGCUAGUUUUACUUAAUGGGGUGCUUAUAUCAGACUCUUUUCAAGAUUGGUGCCCAUUGUAUCAAAGAGUAGUUUCAUAGGACGUAAAUUAGAGAAAAAAAUUGGACUGCACCAAUGCCAUUAGCACAUCAUGAUACAGACUCGUGGGAAAGUGACAGUUGCAUUACAUAGUUCCAUUCUUACCCCAACUAUGGCUGCCUUUUAUAAUCAUGCGAUAGGAGGUGAAAUCGAUAAUUUAUUGGCGCCUACAUUGGAUUUUGCCCCCCCAACGAUUAAAUGUCGUUCCGCGGUAAACAAGAUUUCGCCGCUUGCCAUAUGGUGUUCAGCUGCUACUUUGCUCUUUCUCUCGUAAAUUGUAUUUUAAUCCCCUGGUGUUUCAGAUCGCCCUGGGCAGCAAACAGUUGUUCCAGUUUCAUCGCAAGAACUGGUGAAUUCCAGAAAGCUCGGUUUGCACAGAGAGCAUGUGUUUCCCACUUUCAAAGUCUCUUGCAAUCUAUCAGCUUUUCAGUGGCACGGCUAGAAGAAAGUACGAAGUGUGUAUGCACCAGCACAUUUGAAGCCUGUGAGAAUUCAAAAAGCACAU
This is a messenger RNA of Babjeviella inositovora NRRL Y-12698, 667 nucleotides long. RefSeq lists its product as uncharacterized. Lineage: Eukaryota; Fungi; Ascomycota; Pichiomycetes; Serinales. The transcript has a single exon. The coding region runs from base 275 to 436 and encodes 53 amino acids. The record is from RefSeq and is a predicted model, not a curated record.